Molecule: messenger RNA, 1003 nt
Organism: Alnus glutinosa
Lineage: Eukaryota; Viridiplantae; Streptophyta; Magnoliopsida; Fagales; Betulaceae
Product: B3 domain-containing transcription factor LEC2
Exons: 6
Coding region: 1-978 (325 amino acids)
Molecular function (GO): DNA binding; DNA-binding transcription factor activity
Source: RefSeq, a predicted model, not a curated record
AUGGACAGCUUUUUCACACCCAUUAUUCCCACCGACGAGACAACCACCAUGAGCUUUCCUUCAUCCUCCUCAACCUCUCAGUAUUAUUUUCCACCUCAUCACGAAGGCUUGCAACUUCCCUACGCAUUUCCUCUAGAGCAGGCUGGUCAGCGUUUAGUGUACCCCGCGUAUCCUUUCGUAAUGGGCGUGAAUCCGCAACCGCAUUUGCUAUCAAAAGAGCAUGAGAGAAGGCUUGUGGAUGCUUGGACGACCAAGAUUGCGAGGAUUAAGCGCAAAAUCGCACGCCAAAGGAGUCUCGGUUUGAACAGAAACUCUGCUUCCUGGCCUUCUUCAACUCAGGUGCAUACACAGGAACUGCAGGCUGAUGUUCAGAACAGCAACAACGUCGUGAACAGAGAUCCCUACACGUUCUGGACGCCGGAUAAGAAGAGACUGAGAGUUUUGCUUAAGAAGGAGUUGAAGAAUAGUGAUGUUGGGUCUUUGGGAAGGAUUGUCCUGCCAAAGAGAGAAGCAGAGGAAAACCUUCCAAUCCUCUCUGAUAAAGAUGGGAUCCAAAUUGUGAUCCGAGAUGUGUUUUCUAACAAACAGUGGGGCAUGAAAUACAAGUAUUGGAUAAAUAAUAAGAGCAGAAUGUAUGUGCUUGAAAAUGCAGUGGAUUUUGUAAAGCAAAAUGGGUUGGUGAUUGGAGAUUCCAUUACUCUUUACGAGGAUGAAUGCAAGAAUCUCUAUGUCUCCAUUGAAAAGGUUGAAAGAGCAGUAGAUCACGAGGCCUCCUCAUACAGACAACAUUGUACAAAUCACAGCUCCAACAGCAACAACCUAUAUAUCCCAUUUACAUACGAGGCUAGGGACGAGGAAGAAGCAUCUUUAGCAUUACUUAUAGAGCAACUCAGACCCAAGGAAGAAGCUGUAGAAGCUAACAGCCUUGCCACUUUGUCCAUGGGAGCUGCUUCUUCACAUAGGCCGCACCUCGUUUAAUCAAUCCUCUCUCUAUAUAUAUAUU